Rotaria sp. Silwood1 is the source of this 612-nucleotide messenger RNA. The record is from the annotation of a GenBank genome assembly. NCBI's taxonomy places the organism in Eukaryota, Metazoa, Rotifera, Eurotatoria, Philodinida, Philodinidae.
AUGAUUAUCAGUUGGUCAUCGUCAUCAUUAAAUGGAACACAACUAAUAAGACAAUUUGGUCGAUGGUCAUGUGUUUCCAUUGAUAAAGAUUUAAAUAUUUAUACAGCACAGGGAGGUAAUCUACAGAUAUGGUUAGCACCAACAUAUAAAGAGUCAAUAUUUAAAAGAGUAUUUGGUGAACCAGAUAUUUCUGGAUCUUUACCAAUGGGAGCAUCUGAUAUUUAUAUUGAUUUCAAUAUGAAUUUGUUUGCAACUGAUCUUAAAAAUAAUCGAGUACGAAAAGUAUCAAAAGAUGAACAAGGUGGAGAAACAAUAUUCAAGACAAAAGUGCCUACAUUUGGAAUUUUUGGUGAUUGUUAUGGCAAUCUAUAUGCACUUGACACUGAAUCCUCAUUAAGAAUUUAUAAUGCAUUUGGAGAAGAAAUUAGUAUUAUGCAAAAUGCAAUCGAUAAUCCAUAUAAUUCUGACGAAUGGGAACGUAUUUAUAUGGGUUUUAAACCUGCAUAUGACGCUCUAGAAAAUUUCGGGAGUUUAGCUGUGGAUCAAAAAAAUGGUGAUCUGUAUGUAGUUAUGUAUGGUUACAACAGAGUGCAAAAGUUCACUUUAAUCUAA